Messenger RNA from Archocentrus centrarchus (flier cichlid), 5169 nucleotides. RefSeq names its product T-complex protein 11-like protein 1. The coding region runs from base 120 to 1577 and encodes 485 amino acids. NCBI's taxonomy places the organism in Eukaryota, Metazoa, Chordata, Actinopteri, Cichliformes, Cichlidae. Gene Ontology annotation, biological process: regulation of sperm capacitation. The record is from RefSeq and is a predicted model, not a curated record. Gene Ontology annotation, cellular component: acrosomal vesicle; sperm flagellum. The transcript is spliced from 10 exons.
GCUGUUUUGGAGGUUUUUAAACUGCGGAAAGAUACACUGUAACGUUUCUGACGCAGCGUUCACCUCUAAAACCCGCAAUACAUUAAUUUAAAUAGCAGCGACAACUGAGUGUGUCUGAAAUGCCAAAUCAGAGAGAGGAGGCCAUUGAUGAUUCCCCCGCUGACCUUCCCUGUCUGGAAAAACCCGACUCUCCAACAGGGAGCCCACCCACUGCCUCAUUAUCCAGUCUAAUGGAGCUGGAAAAUUGUGUUUCCAACCUGAGCCUUGCACAUGAGAUAGUGGUGAACAGAGACUUCUGCUUCAAACCCAGAAAUCCUCCCACAGACAGCCUGGAGGGCAAAAUGACAGAAAUUGUUCACCGGGCCUUUUGGGACAGUCUUCAGGAGCAGCUGAGCAGCGAUCCUCCAAAUUACAGCCAUGCAGUCCUUCUGCUGCAGGAAGUCAAAACUAUGCUUCAGUCUCUGCUCAUGCCCGGUCACGUCAGAGUGCGGUCUCAGCUUGACGAGGUGCUGGACCUGGACCUGAUCCAGCAGGAGGUCGCUCACGGGGCCCUGGACCUCCACAGACUGGCGGAAUUUGUUAUCAACACCAUGGCGUCUUUAUGUGCUCCGGUGCGCGACCCAGAAGUCAGAGCACUACGGGACCUCAAGGACCCUGUGGAGCUCCUGAAGGCGAUCUUCCGCGUUUUGGGGCUCAUGAAGACCGACAUGGUUAACUUCACCCUCCAGAGCCUGAGGCCUCAUCUCCUGCAGCAGGCCGUGCAGUACGAGAGGGCCAAAUUCCAGCAGAUCCUGGACAAGCAGCCAGAUUCGCUGGACUAUACCACCGCUUGGCUUCAGGCAGCAGUGUCUGAGGAGGUGUCGGCAUCUGAAGCGCAGUCUGAGUCUCCCGGUCCUGACAGCAGCGGUCCUCUCAGCGCCAUCGCUGUCCUCAACCGGGCCUACAUACGGCUGCUCCGCUGGGACCCGCAGGACCAGAAAUAUCCUGAGACCGUGCUGAUAGACCAAGCCCGCCUGGAUGCUCUUGGUCAGCGGCUCCAGAUGUUGGUCCUAGAGGCGUCGGUGCUGCUCCUGACCAACACUCAGUGUGGGUGUGUCGUUUUCUCCCUGCAGGGGUUUGUAGGUAAACUCAGGCAGUCCGUUACUGCCCUGCUGGAGGGCAGUCACACCAGGGAAGCUGACCUGAAGGAGGCCCUGUUGGGGAUUGGGGAGACCGUACUACAGCAGGUGACUGAGGCUCUGGCCACCCACGGGGGAGCAGCGCUGCCUCAGGAGAGCCGGGAUCUGCUCAAGGGACAAAUAUCUGACCUGUGGAAACAGAACAACCCAGUUCGCGUGCUUAUAGGAGAAAGGGUACAGGGUUUCCUUCAGGCCACGCUGCGGGGUGGCCCUGCUAAAAGGAGUCCAGAGCUGCCUGCUCCCCUCAGGCUGCUGAGUGCUGAGCUUGUUGAGCUGGGGACGGCCUUCGGGCGAAUCGUCCACUUCAACCAAACAGUCUUUGGUCCCUUCUAUGCACCCAUCCUCAGGAAACUGCUGUUCCAGCCGGGAGGGGCUGAGGCUGGGGAGGACUCGCGCUAAACUGAGGCUGACCCAGACAACCGAUGGUGACCUGAACACAAGCUGCCAUUUAUUAUUGAGUGUGGAGCUUUUAGAGUGUAAAUACAGUGGAUGGAAGAGUUCAAGGGAAACUCAGUGGGCAGAUACAUACCCAAGCUAUUAAAAAAAAGACAGCUUUAUAGAUAUGUUUGGUCUCCAGAAAAGGAAUUUUCAGGAAAAUGUUAGGACUUAAAGCCCAACUCAAAGCAGGAGUCAAGUAGUGAAUGAGUACUUGCACUAGUACUUGAGUACUAGUGCAUCAUAACCAGAAAUCUCAAGGCAUUAGGGGAAAUAAAAAGCUUGUGAAAGUAAUUUGAGUAUUUCCAGAUGAAAGCUUUUACUCAUAAUUAUUAUAUUUGGCCAUCAUAAGAGGCAUAAUGUGAAUGAUUUUAGAAAUCAGAGCACCAAAGAAAAUAUGCUAAGUCUGUAAAUAACACUUAAGCUUUAAUAUGUAGCUCAUGUUGAAAGAUGUUUGUGAGUAACUUACCAAAGAUAGCAUGCACUUUUUUAUUGUUUUUUUUCUUCUUCUUCUUCUUAAACCAAAAAUAUGCUCAAGUGUUUCUUUUAGUUGCUGACAUUGGUGGGGGAGUGUGCUACUAAACAAAUACCAAAAUGAUGAUUUUUCUAUAUUUUUUUUCCACCAGCCAUCAAAGACAUGAAAACAUGCAUCAUAUAAAAGAAAUGACCAUUCACUUUGUUACAUUUUAAGCAAUAUUUUUGGAAAAACCCAUUGCAGCAUACACACUCAAUGGUCUAAGCUCAGACCUAUCUUUUUUAAAUACUAAUACGGUUCAUAUAUAUUUUGUUUAGUUUUGAUUACAUGUUAUUGUACUGAAACUCAGCCAGAGUCCUGUUUUUAAUUUUUUACACACUGACUUUGCAUGUGGUUGGAGUGACUGCUGUAGCUGACUGUCAACAGUGUUCACAGAGUUUCAGGAACCCAUUUGUUUCAUUUUAUUUACGUCUUUUUUUUUUUUUUUUUUUAAAUGACUCGUUCCAUAAACUGUAUAAAAAAGAUGGACGUAGCCUCAGGGUCUGAAAAGCAGAGCCAGCGCUCAACUGCCUUAAACGUGCAUUCUCUCUAAUGGCCAGCAGGCCAUUAGAGAGAAUGCAGGUCCGGAAGCGACUAGCGCUUCCGGAAGCUGCCAAAAUAAGUUAAAUUGUACAGAUAUUAAAAAAAACUACAUUUCCUCUAGGGGCUACUUGAGGCUGGCUCCAAAAGUGUCUUAAUUCCAAAGGUGUUACAUGGCAAACUUAGCCCUCUGAAAUAUAUUUACAGCCUGGUAUAAAAACAGAUUUGGUCUCAACUAUGCAGGGUGUGAUUUAUUUAUUUAUUUUAUUAAUAACUCAUCCAUUUGGUCUUUAACACUUAAAAUCAGGGACACAGUAGCUUUUGACAAGUGUGCUGCUGAAGCUUCAAAAUGCGGAGUCCAGCAGACAGUUGGUGUUGUCAUUGGUGGCUACCUUAAAAAUGCACCCACUCAACUUUCUUCUGUUACAAUACGAUGGCUGAUGUAACCUGUAUUUCUCACUCUUAGAAAGAGACUCAGAAUCAUCUGUUUAUGUUUAAAGCAACGUCCGGCAUUUCUGAAAAUGUAACAAAUAAAUCCAAUAAUAUAAAUUAACACAAUUGGUAUUUAUUAGUAAAAUAAUACAUGACAAUGAGACCAAGAUAAGUAAAAUAUUAUUUGCCUAAUUUAUUUGCAUUAGUCUAAUUUCAUCUAUGUGCGAGUCACUACUGCACACUGCAGUCCUUUACAGUGACGCUUCUCCAUUACCUGCUGUCACUGUGAGUCCACCUCACACGCGCAUACGUGUGGUGUAAAGUCAAUAAGAGAAAUGUGAGGUGAAAUAAUACCAAACAGGGUUGACAACAAGUUGUGUUACUGUAAUAGUGCAAUAAAGUUUUCCAGCAAGUCUUACAUGUUACACCGAACAAAACAAGAGUGAGGACAAACCAGUGCGAGCAGGCAAGAGAUGACAGGGAAAGCAUCAGAGUCUGAGCUUUCCAGCAAUUAAGUAAAAAAAACAAAAACUUUUACAAACAUCUCCAAACUGCUAAUCCAUAAUGUUAUCGUCUGCUGCUGAAUGCAGAAAUGAAAUAAAUUUAGUAAAAUAAAAAAUUGAAUUGAACAGAGUGACUCGUCAGUACUGAACCCAAAUAUCAGAUCCAUAUACCCCUAGUCUACAUCCAUCUUUUAUAUUCAGUCAAUCAAUCACAGUUAAAGUUUAUGUCAACUUUUGCCAGUGUUAUUUUUUCCCCAUUGAUUCAUGCUACAGUCACACUAGCGGUUAGAGACCACAGUGCGAUCAAAAUGAUUGCAACCGUGCGCAGUCAACUUUGAAUCUCACUAUGUUUAAAACGGUUGAUCUAAAGACAUGUGUGCAACCACGAGCAAAUAGUUGCUGUCUUCAAAACGACGUUGGUGCGGCAAUAAAAUGGCAACAAUGUGGCGUCAGUCUGCUAUCAGUUUGCAACUGAAUGGAGUCAAGUUGGCAGUUACAUUGUAUUUGUAAUAAUAUGGUGAUUAACUGUGAUAAAUCAGUGAAAAUCUGGUGCCAUCUACAUACACAGAAAUUUACAUUUACUUAUAUCCAGCGGGGCCCAGCCAGAACCUCCAUAAAUUUGAAAUUCAGCAACAAAUGGUGUAGGAUGGCAAUUUAAAUUCAAAAAGACAUGAGUGCUCAGCAACAUUGCUUUUAUAUAGGAAUAUAACCAGAAUACAAAAGAUUGGCAACCAGUUGAGUCUGCAAAGAGAUGCAUUUGCAGGCAAGUUGUACUCAUCAGUGCAGACUGACUCAGAUGGCAGUUAUUUGCAAACCUUUGCCAGUCUGUCUGAGACUGACUGCCUCCCAUCAGGCGACCACUGCAGUCGUCUUGCGGUCCAGUGUGGCCACCCAGAGUUUUAGGGUGCUGCACACUCAACCUCUGGGUGACCAGUUGGUUGCUGCAACUACUUGCAAUGUUAGGUGCAAUGUUAGCAGGAUCACCAACAUGCAUUUUAAAGAGUCAGUUUUUCAUAUUGUAUGUAAAUUAAAAACAUACCCAUAUAAAACUGUAAUGUAGCUGGAAUAGCACAUUUCUAUAACGAUGUCAGUUUUAAAGAAUUGUUAACAGGAGGGAUUGUUUUCAUAAGAUGAGCUAAAACAUGCAAAAAAAUACAAAUUAAAAGGCUGGUAAUGUUCCUUUAACUGUUCCUUUGCUACAGGUCCCAGCAGAUAAACAUACACCUGAUAUAAAAAAAAAAAAAACAGUUUCUUCAUGUUGUACAAAUGCUGGGUUUACUGAUGCUGAAUACUGUGUGUGCGUGUGUGUGUGUGUGUGUUUUCACCAGGCACCUGGAUGCUUGGCUCUGACUUGAAUGCAGUUAGAGACACGAGAGGCACAAAGAAUGGGGCUAAUCGUUUGUUUCGAAUAAAAAGUUUCACCACCCACUAAUCUCUUUGGCAGGAGAAACACUGACAAAAGUAUAAUUGUACAUUAAUUACCAUGUUGUUGUAUUUGUCACUUUAAAUUUUAAACAGCUGGUGUAAUGUUUCUGCUUUUAACUACUCAGCCAUAUAAAAGAAAUCA